Molecule: messenger RNA, 756 nt
Organism: Ylistrum balloti
Lineage: Eukaryota; Metazoa; Mollusca; Bivalvia; Pectinida; Pectinidae
Exons: 3
Coding region: 1-756 (251 amino acids)
Source: RefSeq, a predicted model, not a curated record
AUGGAUUUCGGAAGGAUUGGCAAAGUAAACUUGGGGCUCGGCAUUAUAGCCCUUCUGUUGGAGAUCAUGGGGUUCGCAACUCGGGGAUGGAUACGCUUCAAAAUACAGUCGCCGAAUAUUAGUGAUGUCGAACGGAAACUAGGGUACCAGCCAAUGGAAUCUGUAUUUGAAAUUGGACUUUGGACAACAACAUCUUGUUUAAAUGGGUUAUGCAUUACGGUCAAGAACAGCGAAUGGGAUACCAUAGAAUCUAUUCAGGCAUAUGCUGAUGUUUUCAAUAUAAGACAAUACCAGAUCCUGGCUUCAAUGGCGAUUGGCUUCAGCGCCCUCGGCGUGCUGUUUCUCGUGUUCCACUUCAAACGACCGGUCCUCGUCAACAAGUGUAACGGUCUUCUUUCUGCAGGAUGUUUCAUCAUUGCAGGUGCCUUGAUGUGGUAUGUGGUCGGAAAGUGUGCUAAUCUAGCAACGAACCUUCACCCAACUCUGUCCUACACCGAGGGAUUGACCGCCAUGGCUCCUUACUCUGUCGUCGUCGCUGCCGUUGGAGCCGCGACCGCGUUUGUCGUGGCGACCUUGACCUUGGUGGAGGUGUUCUAUACUUCCUGUUUAAGUGAAGGUGGCAUCAUCAUCAGUAGAUUCCCCACUGGUCAGCAGCACACUCUUCUGAAUAUCAAUCAUCAAGGAAAUCCCAUGGCACCUCCUAUGGCUUCUCAAACCACUCACAUCGGAGUCACUAUGCACCAUCCCCGUGUUUAA